Chara braunii is the source of this 2224-nucleotide messenger RNA. The record is from the annotation of a GenBank genome assembly. NCBI's taxonomy places the organism in Eukaryota, Viridiplantae, Streptophyta, Charophyceae, Charales, Characeae.
CUGGUGAAACGAAAAUGGGGUGGCUGGUCCGGGUCCCGCCGCCUCCGACCCAAAAGAAAACGCAAGCGGACGACAAGUUUUUCAUGGUCGUGAAGUAGCCAAACAUGUUCUGUUGGCAGUCUCUCGCCAACAUGACCGAUGUCGAGAAACUGUCGAUCCUCGACGACAUUCUCGCACUAAGGGGAGUGUUCGUGCAAUCCGCGGGUGGCCAUCUAAAGCGUCAGCAUAAACCUGGAAUUAAAGCAAUGGUCGCGACGACGAAAGUGGACCGUGUGAUGCUCUGUAUGUUCCACUACAUCUUAUUCCUUGAAACGGAGGAGAACGAACGUGUUUGGCGCCACGGGAGCCCAUUUUCUCAGACCGAGGGGAAGCUUCUGGAGGAGUUCGGGCCGCAGGGCCUCACGAAACAUGUGUGGGUCGAAAUGCGAAAGCAUUUCCAGGGCGCGGUGGAGUACGUGAACCCUUGCAAACGUACUCUUCCGCACGAGAAGGAGUCCAUUGACGACGCGAAGAGAUUGUACGAUGAUGACAGUUUCUUGAAAGGCAUGGCCAUGCUUAGCGUCCAUCACGUUAGGACAGGGAAGUGGGUACGUAAUGCACAAAAGCAGGCCACUGUCCGGGAAGGCAAUAUGCUGGUUGAGGAGUGUGACCGCCUGUACGUGAUAUUUAAUGGUGAGAAGCUGGUAGACAACACAUACGCAGUCUACCCGGCCAGUAGCCCGACAAAAGGUCCAAGUCUGACCAAACACACGGUGGCGGCCCGCUCGAAACCUGUGUGUUCGUCGGACCCAUCAGGACAGGCUGUGGCGUGUUUCGACGUGGCCGAAGAGGAAAGGUUCUCUCGUAGCAUGUGGGAGGACGACGGCGUGACAAGUUCUCAAGGACCUGCUUACGGGGAGAUGGAGCGGAACCCGUCCCGUCUACUUGGUCUACUUGAAAACUUUUGCAAAGCUGGGCAAACUGUUUUUUUCUUUGGGAAGGCGCAUGCGUCUGUCGUGUGGGGAUUCCUCCACACCGGUCGGAACGUCGUCGCGUUGGAGAAGGAGGCGAGGAUGAUCGACUACCUUCACGAGUUCGUGAAGACACGCGUUGCAGACACUCGCAAUGCUUGCGAGUUUGCCCGCACCACCGGCGAACGAAACUGGGAUCCCAAACGAGGGGAUGGUGGAGGAGACGAAGGAGACGGCGGAGAUGGCGGAGGAGACGGCGCACAGUUUGCCGGAAAAGGGACGGGCGAGACAUCGUCGGUAGAGAAGGCGUCCGGCGGAAAGGGGUCGGGCGGAAAGGGGUCGGGCGGGAAGGGGUCGGGCGGAAAGCGUAGAACGCCGGCUCGUGAAGACGUGAAGUGGCUCCACGCACGAGCGCUGGUGAUCAGGACGUCCGAAGACGUUCUGCACAGUCGCUCGGUUGUGGCCACGACGGGAGAGGGUGUCGUUAAGGGAGGUCAGUGGACGUCCGUGCAAGCUCCCGUUCUUGGCGAUGAUGAAGACGAAGAAGAACCCGCGGUGGAAGCUCGGGUUCAUGACAAUGAGAAAGGCGGAGAACCCGUGGUGGAAGGCCGUGAGGUGAAUGUCGAUAUCCGGACGGAUCCACAGUGGAAAAAUGGUGAUUCUUCGCCCACCCAUUGCGGUGAAGAACAGAGUGGUCGAGCGUCUGUCGUGAGCACCACUUGGGGAAUGGUGCUUCAUGAAGCCAUAGAGUUGGGUGACCACUCGGCAGCCACCGAGCUGGUUAGCGACUCAAGCGUGGCCGAGAUGCAGAACAUCCGGACGGAUCCACAGCGGAAAGAUGCCACCGAGCUGGUUAGCGACUCAGGCGUGGCCGAGAUGCAGAACGUCGAAUCCUCUGUGGAAGGCAGUGAGGUGGCCGUCAGCAUCAAGAUGGAUCCACAGCGGAAAGAUCAUGAUUCUCCAUCGACCCGUUGCGGUGCUGAACAGGGUGAUCGAGCAUUUGUCCUCAGUACCGGUCGAAAAAUGUUGCUUCAUGAAGCCAUCGACUUGCCAAGCGACUCAGCUGCCACCGAGCUGGUUAGCGACACAGCCGUGGCCGAGGUCCAGAACCUCGAAUCGUCCGUGGACGUUGGCGCAGUGGCGCGACAAGAGGGCGAGUUCCCUCAAAAGGCUCCCGAGCACGGUAAGAUUUGUGAAUAGGACCACUCGCAUAUCUGUCACUGACCAGCUCUGUGUUCGUCCAAAUUGAUGUCAUGGGCUAAUGUACCUGUUAC